Chaetomium strumarium is the source of this 4734-nucleotide messenger RNA. RefSeq lists its product as uncharacterized. The record is from RefSeq and is a predicted model, not a curated record. Gene Ontology annotation, molecular function: protein binding. The transcript has 5 exons. The coding region runs from base 310 to 4500 and encodes 1396 amino acids. Lineage: Eukaryota; Fungi; Ascomycota; Sordariomycetes; Sordariales; Chaetomiaceae.
CCGAGAGUAUCCCCAGUUCCCUACCGUACCUUACGUACGUAUGCAGUACAGCCUGGAACUCUUCAGCUUCGGUACCAGUACAUUCCUCUAGACUUUCACUUCGUUAGUAAUUGGCAAGAGGAGCCCCCGUCGUCAGGCAGGGGAUCUCAUCUUCCUCCUCGACAACCUUGCUUUUCCUGGUGGUGAUGCGGCGAUGCUGCCUGAUUGACGCCCAGGCAAAGGGAACAAUCCAAAUCACACAGUGAGUCAUCUAAUCAGAUGAUCCCAACACAAAGAUAGCCAGAUCCCAAGAAUCCCUUUCUGUUCAAUAUGGCGACGCCUGAACAGCCCGUGGUCCCGUCCGUGGUCCUGCCACCUGCACAGCGGCGACAGGUGAAUAUGCCAGGCUUCAACAGCCCCUUCAUCCAGCAAAGGAAGAGAUUGAGAGAUGUCUCGAAGCAUCCAGCAGCAGCGGAUGGAUUCCUUGUUGAAGUGUUCAUCGUCCACGAUCUCCGCAGGAGGGACGAUCUGCAAGAGAAAUUGGAGCGUGCUGUGGCCGACAUCUGCGCAGUCGCUAGCAGAGAAACUGGGCUGGAAUCCCAUCGCAUCCAUUCCUAUAAGAUUGACACCAACCGCUUGAGGGUAAGCGGCGGCUUUGAUUAUGAGUAUGGAGACUUCGCCGCGCGCCUUCACUCGACAUUGGCUAAGGCAACUCUGCGCGGGACUGGCGGAAUAGGAGCGCCUCACAUCGUCUUCAUAACUUAUGAGCUGGGUGCAUGGGUGGUUAGGAACCUCUUAUACGAGACCUAUGGUUCGGACGAGGACUUGGACAACCCGGCGAGUCUCCCUCUAAGUUUACGGCCGGCGAAAACCAUCUUCUUAGGUGCCGAGGAGCGCGAGCAAUUCCAGCAUCAGACGUAUGUGACGGAUCGACUCAGACGCAUGAGCGAAGUGGAAGGUGCGGUCGAAGAUCAGUUGUUGAGACGCCUCAGUAGAAAGCUGCGCUCUGUCGACUCCCAGUUCGAAAAGACCCUGCACAACAGGAGAACUGCUUUAGCCGAUAACACCUGGAUCUUGCCAGCCCCGGACCUGGUAACAUUGGCCACUACCAUCGCUAAGACGGCAAACAUCAGGGAAGAUGGGCUGGGCCGUGUUAACAGCCGUGCUAGAGGCCUGCUCGAUCGGCUAGCAUUCAGAAACCGACACAACGUCAUGCCUCGCAUCGCUGACACCCAGGCCCAUGACCCCCCGGCUGACGCGGAAGAGAAAGCCCAUGACUUCAGCCAAAAGGUCCUACAAUACUUGUCGUCUACUAAGAAUCCAGAGCAAGGCCCUUCCAGUCUCGACAAUCAGUUGUACAUCCACAGACUGAGAACGCUCAUCAGGCGGACCAAUGACAGCAUUCCGAGUUCUAUCGAAGAUUCCGGGAGCGGCUCAACACCCGCCGCAGUCCUGCACGCAGUUCACAACUUACGCUCCACUAUUUCUAACAAAAACAUAGAAGUGGAGUUUGGCCCUGUCUCUGCCGGUGCCGAACCCGCCGGUCAGUUGAGUACGGCGUCAGGGGCAGCAACAUCUCCGCCGGUUCAGCGAACGGAGAGCCCUCAACCUAAAGGGGACCCCGCGUCCCAUGGCAGAAGGAGUUCCCAUGUCAAUAUGCCACAGGUGCAGACAGACCCCGCUGCGUUGACCGUCAUGAUCAACGAUCAAAUGGCCCCGCGAAAUGGAUACGUUCCAUCCCUCCUCCGGUCGGAUAGCUGGAAUCCACCGGAAUCCUCGUUCCAGAAUAAACACAGACACCAAAGGACGAAAGGCUCCAAGGCACGAGAGGAUGGGUUGGGCCCAGUAGAUCGCAUCAUUCUGAAACUGAACAACACAAUGGCGGACUUUUAUAAACCGGACUCUCCCGGUUCCGAUACGGCGGCCUUCUACAGAUACUGUCUUGCGCUAUUGAAGGGGCUCCCGGCGAAUGACAACGCAGUCAAGGCUCUCAACUACAGAUUCGAGACACGAAGGGCGCUUCUGGACUCGAGGGACGGAACUUAUCGCGAUAGGAUGGCAAAGGACCACCUUACCAGGCUUCUCAAAGAAAUUGGGAACCAGCCAGAGCUCGUUAGCGUUCAACGGGAGGUCAAGUACCAUUUGGCCGUCGUGUUGACGCGCCUCGGUGAAUACAAGGAAGCACUUCACAGCCUGACGACUAUGCAGCAGGAAUCCUGGUUCCAGAGCACAGAGCAGCUGCUUUCAUCCACAGAGGCCAUCGAACCAACAAGAUUCGAUGAUCCGAUGAUUGACGUGGUCAUCAAUACCAACCGGGUCCUGGCGCUCAUCAGCGGGCACCACGCCCAGUUCAAAGUUGCUUCCGAGUGCAUUGAAAGGGCCGCCAAUCAGUGUUCAAACUUUCUGCUCGCCCGCCAUCGAGGCUGGGGGGAAAGCCAGUGGCUAGGAUUAGAUUCGCCUCCAGGAACGCCAGCACAUAUACCGCCCGGACCAGUGCUCGCGUCGACGGAUCCAUGGGCCUUACCCUCCGGCACCGACCUCGAAUACAAGAAACCAGCAAACCUUGCGCUGCCCCAGAUUCCCCUCAGUCCUAGCGUUCUCUCCAUCGAGAUAAAGCUCGCACAAUCAACAAUUCUCAUGCUCCAAGGCCUUGAAGCAGCCGCCUUGACCAUCAUUUCGCCAGUUCUUCGUCGUCUUGAGACCAAUGCCCGCUUCGGUCGCCAGCACAUUCUAACUCUCCAAGCAGCCUCCCUGCACUCGUUGAUUCUAUGUCGUAUGGGCGACCCUGAGGCGGAAACGACCUGCAACACGACACUCGAAGCCUCUAUGCACUACCUGGGGGAGGACCACCCAUUGGUGAUGGAGGUCCUGUCUACUCUGGCAGAUGUGUUGCUGGGUCGGUCACGGCUGUUCGAGGCUCUGGAUACCGUAUACUACCUACGGGCGCGGGCGCAGAAAGACCUCGGCAGCCAACAUCCGCAGACAAUGAGAUAUUGGUUCCAGACCGGGGAGGUCAAUUUCUCGGUGGGAAACUACGCGAAAGCUCGGAGCGAGUUUCAGGCGCUUUAUAUGAUUGCCAGCAAGAGGUGGGGCGGGGAGACGAGCCCAGACCCGAAAGAGGGCUGGGGAAGGCACCCGGACCUUGCUCGAUGUUUAGCAAGGCUGGCGAUGGUGAACUGCUGGCUAGAAAAUGUGAAGGAUGCAGAAGAGCAAGCUUACAAGGCUUUACGCUGGCAGCUGGAGAUUUUCCUACCGAGAUUUGAGAUCGGAGAAGAGGGGCUGAAGCCCACACUCGACCGGCUAGUAUCACAGUUGGAGUGCCAGGAAGUAGGCGUGGAGGCAGAUUCGCCACAUCCGCAUCUGCUCGAAUCCCUUGACGUCUGCUCGGUGGUUGUGGAACGGGGAAAUCCGGCCGACGGAGGCAAGCUCAGGGAUAGGGCCCUAACGGUGGUAUGGAAGGGGUGGGCAUCUCGCUAUACCGACACACACUUCGAAACUCUGUGGGCCAAGUUGCAACUGGCGUUCAGCCGCUUGGAAAGAUACGGACCCGAACACGACGAGGUUGCCGAACUCUUCGAACGCAUAUGCAUCGACUGUGAAGACUCCCUCGGAACUAAUCACGGUUACACCUGGUGGGCGCGACUCGGCCGCUUGUUCACAUCCACUAUAGGCGACGUGGAACAAGAACGGGCCAAAUUCAGGCGAGAGGCCUCCGUCAUAAUGAACAAGCAGGCCGAGUUACUGGGCGAGUGUCAUCCUAUCGUGGUGGACUCGCGGUGGCGGUUGUUUGUGUUCAAGUUGUUCGUCUAUCACGAUGAGGACGCGCACGAAACAGGCGCCCGGUUACUUGAGCUGCUCAGACUGAGAGAGAUCCGUAGGGAGAGACUGAUGGAAAGCCUGCUAUUCGAGGAGAGAAUCGCGACAAUCUACGCCGUGGAGCUAGCCGAUUGCGAACGCGGGUUGCCAAUCAUCAACGACAUACUCGAGUAUUGUUACGAAGAGCCAUGGGAAGAGGAGUCAUGGGGACCGUUCUCGCUGAAGAUUUGCGGCCUCCUCGCGCGGGCUGCUUCAACGGCAUACGAGGAGUUUGAAAAGAGCUCGACGGACCAGAACAAUGACGCAGCACUCUUAGCAAUUCACACAUUUCGCAAGCUUGCCGAGGAACUGGGAAAAACGUAUGGGGGGAACGUACGAAUUCGGAUCGCGGGACUGAUCGUGCUCGGCCGGCUUCUCCAGCAAGUGGUCCAUGCCAGGACGGAAUACGACUCGUCUAACUGGCUCAGCUCCAAGAUGGAUUCCGCAUUUGAGAAGUGGAAACACUCAUUGGCCAUGUCAGAAAUCGAUCCGGAGGGGCUGGCUGGUCAAGAGCAAGUGAGUCCAUCGUCAAAAGCAAAAGGGAAGGGCAAAUCCAGAGGUAAAAGAAAGGGAGAGAGAAAGGAGAGGAACCGAACGGAACGUGAAGAUUCUGAGCUCGCCUUGGAAAGUAUAGAUUCAAGAGACGAUAGUGUUGGUCCUUGGUGAGUACAGGGCGAGGGGGAGGCGUUGCUAUUGGCGUUGUUAGUUCUUGGACAGCUACAGGUAACAGUACAUUUGGAGGGUUGCACAUCACAAAUUGACCAUGGCCAAUCUUGAUUCCACAUACAUGUUUGGGAUCUAACCAUAUGCCCCCGUAUCAACGUGGAAAGUAUCAACAUCAGAGAUAUAUAGCAACUUUGAGUGGCCUUCAACUGGCGAUAGGUGGAACCUACCUUUGGU